Phytophthora nicotianae INRA-310 is the source of this 684-nucleotide messenger RNA. RefSeq lists its product as hypothetical. Lineage: Eukaryota; Oomycota; Peronosporomycetes; Peronosporales; Peronosporaceae. The transcript is spliced from 2 exons. Bases 1 to 684 code for a protein of 227 amino acids. The record is from RefSeq and is a predicted model, not a curated record.
AUGACAGACUCUGGAGACAGCGACGUCUUCCCUUUGGAUUGCUUGAGCGAGGACGACACUGUAUCGCUUCCACUGGACCAAGAUGAGCCUGUAGAGAUAUUUGAAGCCGUUGCAGAGAGACAACUGGCGGCAUCCGACGACGACGAGGCCGGAAGCGUCGAGGAAGUAGACGAGGUAGAGCCCUUCAACGCCACUGCUGACAAAGCUCUGCUGGUCGAGGUGCUAGCGACUCCUCCGUUUACAGUUGAGCGUAAGAUGGUGACAGCCAUGUGGAAAGGGAUUUCAAAGCGGCUUAACCAAAGUUUGUCAACCAACUUCAGCUUUCGAUCUUGCCGCGAUCGUACAGGGCUUCUCCUCCGCCAAUAUGCUGUACGCAAGGGGCGUAACGAGGCAACCCGUGGCACAAUCUCCGCAAGACUAAUUGGUGGGGGCCAAAAGAAACCUCAGAAACGCCGUCGGCUUUCGACGUUGCUGCAAAAUGAGCAGGAAGAAGCUGUAAAACGUCGGAAACUUGAAGAGGAAAAGGUUAAUCUGCAUCGGGAAGAGCUCCAGCUGCGUCGCGAGGAAUUGAAUCACCAGCGUCGCCAACAUGAGCUUAUCCGUGAGCAGAUGCAGCAUCAAGCUGCACAAACAGAAUCUCUGCUAAAGCUGGUAGCUGCUGCAAUUAGCCAGACGAAAACCUAA